AUGGUCGAAAACCAACGCGCAACGCGUGUCCGAACAGGGUGUCGCCAGUGUCGCACACGACGUCGCAAGUGUGACGAAGAAAAGCCCAGGUGUCGCAAUUGCACUACCAGGGGUACUUCGUGUGAGUAUGCUCCGCGGUUGACCUUCUUGAGCAAAAAUGCGUACACAGUGCGACAGCCAUUGAAGCGUUCGAUGCCAAGUCGGGUUAGCGAUGGCAAUGAAGAAGUUCAUUUUGUAAACCUCUCCUCGCCGCCAAUCCCCAAGAAUUACAAGUCAUCUGCCAGUUGUACAGAUAAUAGAGACAACACUGAGCUUCCCGCGCGUGAGGACAUUUCUUCUACACCAAAUCACUGUGAAACAGAUCAAAACUCCGGAGGCAAAAAUACAGAUUUUGGCCAAAAUGACAAUGGCCAAACUAGCACCGCGAACGAACAUGCCAAGGAAAAUGGCACCAAACGCAUAUCACAGAUGGUAUCACCACUUCCUAGAGAUCCUGCCGGGGUAGAUCGUAGUCCUAGUGACGGCCAUCGAUCUGCAGUACAAGGUCUCCUUGCUCUUGGAUUGGUAACAUCGACCGCCAAUCCGUCAUUAUCUAGUACAGGCUUAAGCCCAAGCCAGGUCCUUUCAUCUCCAGAUGACAUUGACGGUUGGAAUCUCUCCGCAGGACAUAUACAAGAAGGAUCAUCCAGGUCUUCCGAACACAGCUUAGAGCUCAAGUCAUUUAGCAGUCUCAGCGCCCAGUAUCAAACACCAGGAGAUAACGAACUUGCCGUCAAAAACUUAGUUCAUGAGCCCAGUGAAGUGCUUCACUCUACGAAUAAUCGGAUUCCAUUUCACACUGCCGCGGGGUGUCAACUGGAUGAGUGGAGAAAAUAUCAACUCCUUAGGCACUACAGAUAUGAAGUUGCUACUUGGCUCGAUAUUUGCGAUACGAAUCAGUCAUUCGGGAUUGCCGCCACUCAGUUGGCUCUUGGUACAACACCUUUUGGGCCGUCGCAUAACCCAGCGGCACUCUCCGCUAUGCUUUCUUUGGCAGAAAUGUCGUAUAAUCGACUAAACACCAACGAAAAAUUCUUCGAUCAUAUGUCGCCACGGUUGACAAUCUUUGAAAAUUCGACUCCCACCCCAAUUCUUGAGCAACACUGUUCUAGAUUUGACGGUUUGACUCCGGACAAUUCCGACUUGGAAAUGAAUAGGGACGCUUUAUCAUCCGCUCUUUGCGCGUCCUUGGAAAAGAUCAAACAGAUUGCUUCCAAUAUACAUCAUGCCUGGACUCGGACAGGAACAGACCUUGACCAUCUGGACCUAGUAGGCUCCCUGGUACAGUAUGCAUCGGAAAAAUCUUUAAGAUCAGCGAUAUACUGGCUUCUACUAAGAUUAGAUCUUAGCGUCUCAUUGAUCAACCCUACUGCUAAUAUUGCAGCCAUUUCAAUGUCUUUUACUCUCCGUACUGACGAACUCAAAAUCACUGACGACCCUGGCCAUAGAACUUUUCAAUAUGCUCACAUCCCCUUGGCACUAUGUGCACAAGCAAUAGUCUUGUGCGAUGGUAGCACGAAUGCCAGAUCACCAACGUCUAAUGCGACCGAGAGUUGGAUGCGACUGCUUCGCAAACUUGAUGAAUGGUAUCUCGGACGACCAAGUGAAUUCCGAGCCAUGCUUGAACUUGAUCCUCAAACUGAAAACGACAGUAACUUUCCAGCACUGUUGUUUACCAACGGAGCAGGUAUUUUCGGCAACCAGUUAUACCACACUGCCAUGCAUCUUUUACUUCAGAAAAAGCCUCGCACAGCUAAUUUAUUUCACUUUAAUCCGGCUGCAAGAUCUUCUCUGUGGCAUACUCGAAGAAUUUGUGGUAUCGUGCUACAUAACGAUCGCCGUCAGUGUUGGGAUCUAACUCUAUUGGCCUCAUUUUUUGUUGCUGCAACGAGUAUGACUUAUAAAACCCAGCAGACAGAAAUUGUUGAAGGUUUCCACCGUAUUCAAGAAAUCACUGGGUGGAAAGUUGGCGACUUGGUUGCAGCCUUGCAGUUGAAAUGGUCCACCAUGGAAGAUUCUUGA
Molecule: messenger RNA, 2061 nt
Organism: Talaromyces rugulosus
Lineage: Eukaryota; Fungi; Ascomycota; Eurotiomycetes; Eurotiales; Trichocomaceae
Exons: 5
Coding region: 1-2061 (686 amino acids)
Biological process (GO): positive regulation of transcription by RNA polymerase II
Cellular component (GO): nucleus
Molecular function (GO): transcription cis-regulatory region binding; zinc ion binding; DNA-binding transcription factor activity, RNA polymerase II-specific
Source: RefSeq, a predicted model, not a curated record